Molecule: messenger RNA, 7193 nt
Organism: Erinaceus europaeus (western European hedgehog)
Lineage: Eukaryota; Metazoa; Chordata; Mammalia; Eulipotyphla; Erinaceidae
Gene: PITPNM2
Product: phosphatidylinositol transfer protein membrane associated 2
Exons: 26
Coding region: 420-4568 (1382 amino acids)
Biological process (GO): phospholipid transport
Cellular component (GO): cytoplasm
Molecular function (GO): phosphatidylinositol binding; phosphatidylcholine binding; phosphatidylinositol transfer activity
Source: RefSeq, a predicted model, not a curated record
CCCGCGUGGCCUGACGGAGGCGCAGGCCGCCCGCCGCCGCCGAGUGAGGGAAUGCGGAGCGGGCCCGGCGCGCGCGGACAGCAGCGGCCCCUGGGGCGCGCGGGGCACGGCGGCGCCGCGGCGUAGAGCUGUCCAGCCGGCCCGCCGCCCCGCGCUCUCGGCGCCAGCGCCGGCCAGCACGUGCGCCCGCCGACGCCGCGGAGCAUGCCCGCCGGGGCCCGGCCGCUCGCCCGAGGCCAGCAGGCGCGCGGGGCCGCGGGGCGGGCGACUCCCGGGCGGCGCGAAGGGGACGGAGCCGCAGCGGCAGCCGCAGCCGCGCCGAGGGGCUCCUUGGUGAAUUCUGUCAUGGUUAUUUAAGGACCCUCACCUAGAAGUCCCAACGUGCAGUUCCCCAUUGCCGGGAAGGCUUGGACUCCAAGAUGAUUAUAAAAGAAUAUCGGAUUCCUCUGCCGAUGACCGUGGAGGAGUACCGCAUUGCCCAGCUCUACAUGAUACAGAAGAAGAGCCGCAAUGAGACGUAUGGUGAAGGCAGCGGCGUGGAGAUCCUGGAGAACCGGCCGUACACCGAUGGCCCUGGCGGCUCUGGACAGUACACGCACAAGGUGUACCACGUGGGCAUGCACAUCCCCAGCUGGUUCCGCUCCAUCCUGCCCAAGGCGGCCCUGCGGGUGGUGGAGGAGUCCUGGAAUGCCUACCCCUACACCCGGACCCGGUUCACCUGCCCUUUUGUGGAGAAAUUCUCCAUCGACAUCGAGACCUUCUAUAAAACUGAUGCCGGAGAAAACUCUGAUGUGUUCAGUCUCUCGCCUGUAGAGAAGAACCAGCUGACAAUCGACUUCAUUGACAUUGUCAAGGACCCCGUGCCCCCCAACGAGUACAGGACGGAAGAGGACCCCAAGCUGUUCCACUCAGUCAAGACGCAGCGGGGGCCUCUCUCUGACAACUGGAUUGAGGAGUACAAGCAGCAAGUGUUUCCCAUCAUGUGUGCCUACAAGCUGUGCAAGGUGGAGUUCCGCUACUGGGGCAUGCAGUCCAAGAUCGAGCGGUUCAUCCACGACACGGGUCUUCGGAAGGUGAUGGUGCGGGCCCAUCGGCAGGCCUGGUGCUGGCAGGAUGAGUGGCACGGGCUGAACAUGGAAAACAUCCGGGAGUUGGAGAAGGAGGCGCAGCUCAUGCUGUCCCGCAAGAUGGCCCAGUUCAUCCAGGAUGAGGAGAGUGAGACGUCGAUGCUCAGCAAGGAUGAGGUGGUCCCGGAACAGGCCUGCAUGGAGUCCCAGCCCAGCAGUGGUACUGUGGAGCCCCUGGCAGGCCGAGGCCUGAAGAAGCAAUGGUCCACGUCCUCCAAGUCCUCGAGGUCAUCCAAGAGAGGAGCCAGUCCUUCCCGCCACAGCAUCUCAGAAUGGAGGAUGCAGAGUAUCGCCCGGGACUCUGAUGAAAGCUCAGACGAUGAGUUCUUUGAUGCUCAUGAGGACCUGUCUGAUUCAGAAGAAAUCUUCCCCAAGGACAUCAGCAAGUGGAACUCCGACGACCUCAUGGACAAAAUUGAAAGCCCUGAGCCCGAAGAAACACAGGAUGGCCUGUACCGCCAGAGAACCCCCGAGUUCAGUGUGGCCUCCAGUGUGGAGCAACUGAAUAUCAUGGAGGAAGAGGUCAGCCCCCCACUGGCCAUGCCGGCCUCCAAGAUCCAUGUGCUGCUGCUGGUGCUUCACGGGGGCACCAUCCUGGACACGGGCGCCGGAGACCCCAGCUCCAAGCAGGGUGACACCAACACCAUGGCCACCGUGUUUGACACCGUCAUGCGCGUGCACUACCCCGGUGCCCUGGGCCGCCUGGCCAUCCGUCUGGUGCCCUGCCCACCCGUCUGUGCCGACGCCUUUGCCCUCGUGUCCAACCUCAGCCCCUAUAGUCACGACGAGGGCUGUCUGUCCAGCAGUCAGGACCACAUCCCACUGGCUGCCCUGCCACUGCUGGCCACCUCCUCACCGCAGUACCAGGAGGUGGUGGCCACGGUGAUCCAGCGGGCCAACCUGGCCUACGGGGACUUCCUCAAGUCUCAGGAGGGCACGACCUUUAGCGGGCAGGUCUGCCUGAUCGGGGACUGUGUCGGGGGCAUCCUGGCAUUUGAUGCCUUGUGCUACAGCCACCAGCCAGUGUCCGAGAGUCAGAGCAGCAGCCGGCGGGGCAGUGUUGCCAGUGUGCAGGACGCCGACCUGCUGUGCCCGGGCAUGCUGGCAAACACAGCGCACGGCUCCGGCGGUGGCGGGGGCGGCCUGGAGAGCAGCCGGCACCUGAGCCGAAGCAACAUCGACAUCCCCCGCAGCAAUGGCACCGAGGACCCCAAAAAGCAGCUGCCCCGAAAGAGGAGUGACUCGUCCACCUAUGAGCUGGACACCAUCCAGCAGCACCAGGCCUUCCUGACCAGCCUGCACACCAGAGUGCUGAGGAACAUGCCGGGGUCCCGCCGUUCCAGCAGCUCCACCAUGCUGGACAGUGUGGGGACGCUGGGCAAAUUCGACUUCGAGAUUGCAGACCUCUUCCUCUUUGGGUGUCCGCUGGGGCUGGUCCUGGCCUUGAGGAAGACCGUCAUCCCAGCCCUGGACGUUUUCCAGCUCCGGCCAGCCUGCCAGCAAGUCUACAACCUCUUCCACCCCGCUGACCCAUCAGCCUCGCGCCUGGAGCCGCUGCUGGAGCGGCGAUUCCACGAGCUGCCGCCCUUCAGCAUCCCCCGCUACCAGCGCUACCCACUGGGGGACGGCUGCUCCACACUGCUGGUCGAGACCGUGCAGAGAUAUCCCCAGCUGGUCCUGGAGGGCGCCCCUCCGGCCUCUCUCCCACCCGGGGACUUCCUGGAAACCAGUAUCCCCGUUCCCGCGCUCACCUGGCAAGACGGGCCCCGCCCGAGCCCGGGCUGCGUGGAGUCCGACGUGCUCCAGACCCAGAACACCAUCUUCCAGGAGCACACCACACCCUCCUCACCCGGCACAGCCCCGGCCUCCCGAGGUUUCCGCCGAGCCAGUGAGAUCAGCAUCGCAAGCCAAGUGUCAGGCAUGGUGGAGAGCUACACGGCAUCUGGCAUUGCCCAGAAGGCCCCGGUGCCACUCAGCCACACCCCCAGUGUCAGGCGCCUGUCCCAGCUCGCCCUGCCCCCCCAGGCCCCCACUUCCCUGAACCCCCACCCUUGGGCCAGGCUGGUGAGCUCCUGCCCAGGGAGGGUUCCCCACCUCCCCGACUUGGACAUCAGAGAAGUUGCCACAAGAUGGUGGGGCCAGAAGCGCAUCGACUACGCCCUGUACUGCCCUGAUGCCCUGACGGCCUUCCCCACCGUGGCCCUGCCCCACCUCUUCCACGCCAGCUACUGGGAGUCAACAGAUGUGGUCUCCUUUCUGCUCAGACAGGUCAUGCGGCAUGACAACUCCAGCAUCUUGGAGCUGGAUGGCAAGGAGGUCUCUGUGUUCACACCCUCAAAGCCCAGAGAGAAGUGGCAGCGAAAGAGGACCCACGUGAAGCUGCGGAAUGUGGCAGCCAACCACCGGAUCAGCGAUGCAGUCGCCAACGAGGAUGGCCCACAGGUCCUGACAGGCCGCUUCAUGUACGGCCCCCUGGACAUGGUCACCCUGACUGGCGAGAAGGUGGAUGUGCACAUCAUGACACAGCCACCGUCUGGCGCCUGGCUUUACCUGGACACCCUGGUGACCAACAGCAGUGGGCGUGUCUCCUACACCAUCCCAGAGGCGCAUCGCCUGGGCGUAGGCGUCUACCCCAUCAAGAUGGUGGUCAGGGGAGACCACACCUUUGCCGACAGCUACAUCACAGUGCUGCCUAAGGGCACAGAAUUUGUGGUCUUCAGCAUCGAUGGCUCCUUUGCUGCCAGUGUGUCCAUCAUGGGCAGUGAUCCCAAAGUGCGGGCAGGGGCCGUGGACGUGGUGCGGCACUGGCAGGACCUGGGCUACCUCAUCAUCUAUGUGACGGGCCGGCCUGACAUGCAAAAGCAGCGGGUGGUGGCGUGGCUGGCCCAGCACAACUUCCCCCAUGGCGUGGUGUCCUUCUGCGACGGGCUGGUGCACGACCCAUUGCGGCACAAGGCCAACUUCCUAAAGCUGCUCAUCUCUGAGCUGCACCUGCGUGUGCACGCAGCCUACGGUUCCACCAAGGACGUGGCGGUCUACAGCGCCAUUAGCCUGUCCCCCACGCAGAUCUACAUCGUGGGCCGUCCCACCAAGAAGCUGCAGCAACAAUGCCAGUUCAUCACAGAUGGCUAUGCGGCCCACCUGGCCCAACUCAAGUAUAAUCACCGGGCAAGGCCAGCACGCAACACGGCCACUCGCAUGGCGCUGCGCAAGGGCAGCUUCGGGCUGCCUGGCCAGGGAGACUUUCUACGCUCUCGCAACCACCUGCUCCGCACCAUCUCAGCCCAGCCCAGCGGGCCAAGCCAGCGACAUGAGCGGACGCAGAGCCAGGUAGACGGUGGGGAGCAGCGGGGCCAGCGCAGCAUGAGCAUGGCUGCUAGCUGCUGGGGCCGCACCAUGGCUGGCCGGCUGGAGCCGGGGGCAGCCUCAGGCCCCAAGUAGGGCAGCAGUCACGAGGCACUGAGGUCUCCAUGGUGCUAGGCCAAGGCGGCCGGCCCCAGGAGGAGGCCUGGCCUGGGCAUACAGUUGGCUGGGAUGGGCUUAUCCUAGGGCUCCUUGGAGGACACAGGCCUCACUGCACACCACCUCCCAGCCUGGCCUCGACCCCCAGAGCCAGGGCAGCUCCGGUUGUGGUGGACACACAAGACACGCAGCCUCAGGCUGGCAGAAGGAACCAGCCCCCCCACCCCCAAGUGGCAGGGAAGGCCUCUGGACAUUGCCCUGCAUUGAUCUCCUUAACACCAGGCCUGAGCCCAGCCUGCCAACUCGGUCCAUAAGCUCACUCACCCUGCCCCCUGGGUCACCUCCCACUUGGUAGCGCCUCCAAUGGGGGUCCAGCCUGCUUCUUAUUAACUCGAGUUACUCAACUGUUUGACCUCACUGGUUUUGCACUGAUUCUGGAGAGACCCAUCUCUGGCGCGUUGACCUGCAUGAAAAUUCAACGUUUGCUAAUCCAGGACCUAGUGCCACACAGAAGUCUUUGAGUGGAAGAUCCUCACUUGUAAAGGCAGAAGAGAAAGGCCCUAUCUUCAUUUCUGCAGCUCCGCCCGGCCCACCAGCACCACGGCAAUGCGGAGCACCUACCUGUCCACCUGUGGGCUCAGCAUCCUCUCGGGGCCUGGGAACAAGCCAGGCAGUGAGGCUAGUGAGGCUCCAAGCUGACUCCUGAGAAGCCUGCCUUGGCUGGGGCCUGGCUGCCUCUUCUGCUCCUUGCCUGCCAUCAGCUGGGGCCCGGCCUCAGCCCUCCCGCAUUUCUACACCUUUCUAUUUCUCCGAUCUGAUUUCUAUGAGGUUUUUUUAAAUAAGCAAUCCUUGGCUGCUUCCUUUUCUUAACUCUUUCAGUACCAAGCGCAGCCCCUCCCAUGAAAACACCCAGCACUGUGAUGGAGUCCAGCCUGGCUCUGGGUCCUAGGUCCAGUCCUCUGGCCAUGCAGGGGGGGCGUGGGCUCCCUGCCUCACCCGACCCGUUAAUUCCACUGAAUUUCUACUCUGGGGUGGGUGGGGCACACACUUAGGUUUUUUUAAUGCCAAUUCCGUUUUGAUGCCGAGUCUAAGAAGCCACAAUUUGCUUUGUUAGCUUAAGGGCAGGCAGCCAUGACUUCACUUCCCACCUGGCGGGGCCUGUGGUGUCCUCGGCACUGGGUCUGAGCCAUCGGCUCUCCCUUCCCAGGACCCACCCAGAGUUCAGCUCUGGCGCUUGGCUCCAAGCGGCCUCUCUGCUGCACCUCCACCUUCCUUCUCCAAGGCAGGGGAGCCGUCUGUUCUUGCCUGGUGCCCAGGCUCCAUCUGAGAAGCUGCUGCUCACCUGGUUGAGCCUCAGGGCCUCCUGGGCUGGGGCAGGGAGGCUCACAGAUCAAUGUUGACACUUUCCCAUGUGUAGAUAUGUACAGCCACAGGGAUGUGUAAAUGUUUUGCAAAAGUGGGUCUAUACAGAGUGAAAGCUAUUUAUUUUGUGCAGAGAAAAACAAAACGUCUGGAGGGACGGGACCUUCAGAGUUUAUUCAUAUUUAAGAUGUAGCUUUAUGUCGUUGUUUCAGGCGUUAUGUAUAAAGCGACGAUUAUUUUAUGGACCAAGUUUUAAUGUAACUGUUGCAGUGGAAGUGCAAUAUCUGAAACCCCCCUCUGCUCCCCAGCGGGAAAUCGCUCGGCCCGACAAUCAGAGUCCCAGCGAGGGGCCCCUGUGGCCAGUACCUCCUUCUUCUGGCCCCACCUCACCCCAUCUUGCCUAUGCCUCAGUGACAGCCAUCAGAAGUACCUGGAAGUCUCGGGCCUGCCUGCAAUAAAGGCCGUGAGGCCUUCUGGCCCAGGGAGGCUGUGUGGGCAGGGCGCUCGGCCUUUUCCAGUGGGCGGCUCCCCCAGGCUCUUGCUCCCCACCUGCCUGCCCAACCGCCAGCCAUGCCAAGGACAACAGCAAUAGUCUCAGGGCCUCUCCAGUGGCCCUUAGCCAUAGAUGGUGUGAUGGGCAGCCCACCCCCUAUCCCAGUAAUGUCUCUUCUGUAUCCAGGUCUGCUUUUGCCUCCCUUAAGACUCCUUUUUGGCACAGUCUCCUCUUGAGGAAGCACCAAUUUUUCAGAAACUGAGAGGGAGGGCAGAGUCCUUUAAAAAAAUACCAAAAAUGUUUACAGUGUUGGGUGCUGAGCUGCAGGGCUCAGGCCUGACCAGUCAUAACCAAAGGGUGAGGCAGGCCUUGCUGACUGCCACCCCCAUCCCAGGCCUGUUAGAGUAGAAGCCUUAGUCCCACUCCCACCCAAGACCCCAGGGCUGAGUCUCAGCCCAUAACCCUCACACUCAAACACCUGCCCUCUCUGAUUUCUAAAGAGGGAUUCAGCAGAAUUACUCCCCCCCCCACCACCAGCUCAGUCUGAGCUGCCUGCCUACCUGCCUGCCUGCUCUCCACAUUGUUGCAGUCUUCAUGUCUCUAGCCCCUCCGUCCGUUUGUCUGGGCCACGUGUAGCACUGUCUUGAUUUAUCCCACCCACCCUUGCUGUCCCUGUGCCAUCGGGCCUGAGUGUGCUCUGUGUACAGUGUCACUGUCCGUUACACCAAUUAAAGAAGCAGGAAGGCUUC